This is a messenger RNA of Paramecium pentaurelia, 1488 nucleotides long. The record is from the annotation of a GenBank genome assembly. Lineage: Eukaryota; Ciliophora; Oligohymenophorea; Peniculida; Parameciidae.
AUGAAUAAAUAUACAUUAAAUUUCAAAGAUAAAGAGAUUGAAUCUAGCUAUCAAAAUAUAACUUAACAAGGUUUUAGAAUGUUCACUCUUAAUAUAGUGACAUUUGGACUUCUUGCUGUUGUAAUAAUAAAAAUUGUUGAGAGCAUUUUAGUAGAGUAAUAUCAAUAUAUUUACAAAUACUGCUUGCUUAUUUGCUACUUGCUAAUUUAAUAUGGAAUCAUUAAGAAAUACACAAAAUAUAUAAGAAUUUCUAUCAUUCUAUUGAAUCACAUCUUAGCACUAUUUUUUAGUCUCUAAAUAUCAGAAUUGGAUGAUUCUUACAAUAAUUUCCUUAAGGGAGCUAAUGUUAUGGGUGCAAACUUCUUAAUGUUUAUUUCAGGAGAGUUUAUUGAUGCAGCUCUCUCAGCAAUAACUAUAGGUUUGAUGAGAAUUAUUUUUGUUUAAGUUCAAACUAAUUAAGUUUAGUUCUCAACCAUAAUUAGUUCAGUGCUUGUUAUCUUUUAUACAAUUCGUUACUUGUAUCAUUAUCAUAAAGCAAUGCGUAAUCAAUACUUAUAUACAUUGAAUGAUUCUCAUUGGUAAAAAAUCUUAAGUUCAAUUGCAUUUAAACAACCAUACGUGGUAUUUUCUUUUAUAGAGGAUACCUUAUAAUUUACUCUGAAAUCAGAAGCUUAAUGUUAAAGAUUUUUUAAUAGAUAAUUUGAUGGAUCGACUUUUAUAAGAGAUUCAGUAUACAAGGGAACUAAAUUAGAGAAUUUCUUAUUUAAACAAAUAUAAAAGUAUCGUGUAGAUAGAGCAUCUGUUUUUAAUAAGACUUUAGUAGUGGAAUACUUAAAAAAAAUGAUAAGAAUUGAAUGCUCUAUUUAUUAUGGAAACAAACCAACAAUACUUCUACUAAUGAGAGAUUUCUUAAAUGAAAAAAAACCUGAUACAUCAAUUUAUGAAUUGAGACAUAGAAAUUUUAUAAGACUUCUUCUUAAAGUCUUAAAUCAUUUAGAUAGAUUAUCUUCAUUUAAAUGUCGUCUAUUGGAAAGAAAACUUUUAAUUUUACAAUUGUUUGAGGAUCUUAGACAUUCGAAGUUACGUGAAACUGAAAUUAACAUCUAUAAUUUGGCACAUAUCUUACACAAUCUAUAUUCUCAUUUGUCAGUUAAGGCUUUUGUCAUUGGAAACAGUAAUUUAAAUACUAUUUCAAAUAUCUUUAUGUUGAUUAUGAUGAUAGUUGCAGAGAAUUCAAAAGGAACAUAUCUUUCUAUUAAUUUAAUAAAUGAAGAAGAUAGUUAGAAAUAGCUUUCCAUGUCAGGUAAUUUUGAAAUAGAAAAGAUAAAAAGAACAUUAUAACAAAUAUAAGAUUACAUUUAAUUGAUUAGUUCAUUUUAGAAAAUAGAAUAGUAUAAAAUUUAGUUCAAUUUAAAUUAGUAAAUAUAUAUACCAUUUUAACUCAAUGAAAUAAAUGCAAGAAGUCUUAAACAUAUUGAUUUAUAAUGA